AUGAUGGAUGAAAGCUCGGUACCGAUGGAUCGGGUUCCUUAUGAGUUGGAGGUCGUAACUGGGGACAAGCCUGGAGCUGGUACAGUGCAUAACGUUUGGAUCAUUUUGGAAGGCGAGAACGGAGUUUCCUCCAGACCGUUUGUGAUGGUCAAUUCUCCCACCAACGCUGUGUUUAAACGAGGCAAAACGGACACCUUCAAGAUGCCAAGCAAUCCUGUCGGAGGACUCCGUCUCAUCUACAUCGGUGCUCUGGAGCGCCAAAAUGUCAGUCGUGCUGAGCUGGAGUCGGAGCAGUCUAUGGAGAGAAUUGAGGCUGGGGGAACUCUGGGCUCCCCAUCUGCCAAAUCGCUGGCGACGCCAACGGAUCUGGAGAAAGGCGGCCCAACCACCACAGCCUCAGCCCGCGCCCGAUUCUGGUACUGCCACCAAGUCGUCGUGGUUGAGCCGAUGACGAGACGACGAUAUCGCUUCUUCGUGGACAAGUGGUUGCCGGUACUUGCGGAUCUGGACAAGCGAGCCGGUGCACAAGUUGCAUCGAGUGAAGUGAAAGAAGACUCGGCCAAAGAGAUGGUGGCCAAGCUGCGCAGUGAGUACUUUCUAGCGCGUCAUUAA
Messenger RNA from Protopolystoma xenopodis, 612 nucleotides. The record is from the annotation of a GenBank genome assembly. Lineage: Eukaryota; Metazoa; Platyhelminthes; Monogenea; Polystomatidea; Polystomatidae.